AUGUCUGAUCAGGCAUCUACACCCUCUCGUCCAGCCUCGCCGGUCGGGGACCUACCAAAUUUUACCACCUCCCGUUCCUACAGGUUCACAUGGGACGCAGCUCAUCGAAAGCAAGGGCCUGGGAGCGUCUCGGAGACUACAGAGGGGCGCGGCGACUACUUCGUAGCAAACGCAGCCCCAGAUGACCUGUACGAAAACUCCUCCUUGGGCCCGUUCCCACCGGGUACCAUGCCGCCAGAUUGGAGCAGCGCUAAGUAUGGAUUCAAUGCCAUCUCGACCGUGUUGAACAACCCACACAAACGGUCUGCACCGCCGAAGGCACACUCCAGCCUGCCCGCGGUACCCCCCGCUGACCUUCCGCGAGUGCGGCGUAAGGACUUCGAUUCGUAUCUCCAUGCUAUCGGCACAGAAUGGGAACGCUUCGAGAAGAACGCGGAGCAGGGUAGGGAAGGUGUCGCGCGGAUAGAGAGCGCUGCUUUGGAACUGGCUGACUACGACUUCGCCUCGACCCCAAGGACGGCACGACCAUCACCUGGGAAGAUGUUACCCCCUCUGGAGACGGUUCCCUCUGUCUUCUUUGACCCAAACUUCAACCUCGGUGACCCACGGACAUUCAAUGUGGUCGCAGAACAGCAUGGGGGAGACGAUGACGCCUCAGAUCCUUCCUCACUCUCGCAUUCCCUGCCGCUACUUGAGAAGCUAUCGCAUUAUGCCGACACGAUUGAGCAGCACCUCAUCCGCGAGAUUUCUAUCCGCUCAACAUCAUUCUUUGCCGCGUUGUCGAAUCUCCAAGAUUUGCAGACGGAGUCCGAACAGUGCCUCGACCGAAUAUCGAAGUUGCGGGGCUUGCUCAAGGAAGUGGAUGAGAAAGGUGCUAAGCGCGGCCUGGAAAUCGUCCGCAGGGAGAACAAGCUGCGCAACAUGGACGCUGUGAAAGAGGGAGUGCGAGUUGUUGGAGGUAUCGUGGAGAUGACAGGCGUCGCGAAGAGCCUCGUCUCUGCAGGUCAGUGGGGUGAGGCUCUGGAUGUGAUUGACGAGCUCGACGGAUUGUGGAAUGCUGGCAGUCGCUCGGAACCACUACAUGACCUUCCUGUGCCAGUGUUGUCCCCGUCGACACCUCGGAGAGAUGGCAGGACUUCGCCCCUCCCAACCGUACUCGAGUCGCCGCCAGAAACCCCCGCUGCCGUUACUCCCCGGAAACUCGCUAUCUCCGUCCCCAUUGCCUCUCUCCAAGCGUUCGCGUCACUACCUGACCAUUUGCGGACGCUCACGAUGGAGAUCACCUCUUCUCUUACUUCGGAAUUCGUCAAUAUAUUGCGAUUAGACUUGGUCGAGCGCAUUGACGCGGACAUAGAUUCCGCGGAGAGGAAGAACGAUCCCAACAUGUCCUUGAAGGACAGAUUGCGACCGCUGCUGCAGAAUCUCGUGCGAACGGGAGGCGUGAAUGAGGCGGCUACGUCCUGGAAGAGCGCGGUUCUGAAGGAAGUGCGGGGUACGCUCAGGCGACGGAUACCGGCUUUCGACCUCGAGGACGAAGAGUCGAAGACUCAGCCAAGUCUAGUCGACGAGCUCCGUGCCAUGUCGCAUCCUACAUUCGUGGGUCUUGCGCGCAUCAUGUAUCGCAGCCUCUUGAAUUGCAUCGAGGGAUUGCAAGGGCAAGGCGCUGUCGUCGUAGAAGUUCUCCAGGCGAUACGGUCUCCGAAGGCGAUGAUAGACAUACCCGCACUCCAAGAAGCAUUGUCUGAUAUUCUCUCGUCGGCGGCCGAGCUGGCUAAUUCACGAGCAUCUAAAGUGAUUGCGCUACGCUCCGAGCAACAUACGGCCCUGGAUCUGCCCAGUUUCUGCAGUCUGUUCAAUGAGUCAUGGGACUUUGUGGUCAAGUCGGAAGUCAUCUGUCGGCGUAUGAUUGUCGGUCUGAGGGGAACGAUGGUUGGCCAGGCAAAGACGUUCCUCCAGACCUUCCACCAGAGCCAGAUCACUCACUCCGCGAAACUGGUAGAAGAUGAGCAGUGGAACGCGGCGGAAGUCGCACCAUCAGUUCAGCGGAUAGUGGACAUGCUCGUCGAUGCCUCCAUCCAAGAUCCGCUAGACUUCAUCCUCAACCGACCCGUUCCCGCAUCGCCUCUUCCAUCUUCACCAUUACUUUCUCCCGCUCUCGCAGUCAACGGCGAACUCAUCAAGCACCAACCGUCCUCCCCUCUACCUUCUCCUGCUUCCCCGGCGACGCGGAUGGCUGCAGCGCGUGCGACUCCGCGCCGGGUCUCCAGUGCGCCAACGAAGCACCUGCGCAUCGAGGACCGGUCGUACUUCGCGGUAUCCGCCACGCAAGAGGUGCUAGUGCUGCUAGCAGACUACCUCAAAAUUAUCGUCAACCUCCCGAUGCUCACUACGGAGACGAUGAGCCGCGUCAUCGAGCUGCUCAAGGCGUUCAAUUCGCGGACAUGUCAGGUGGUGCUCGGCGCAGGCGCCAUGCGCUCUGCCGGGUUGAAGAACAUCACCGCCAGACAUCUCGCUCUUGCAUCGCAGUCGCUGUCCAUUAUGAUUUCGCUUAUCCCCUACGUGCGCGAGACGUUUCGCCGGCAUUUGAGCCAGAAGCAGGCGGUCAUGCUGGUGGAGUUCGACAAGCUAAAGCGGGAUUUCCAAGAACACCAGAACGAGAUCCAUGCGAAGCUGAUUGCGAUCAUGGGUGACCGGCUGAGUGUCCAUAUCAAGACUCUGCAGGAGGUGAAGUGGGAUGCGCCAAAGGGGAACGGGGUAAACGAUUAUAUGGAGACGAUAGUCAAGGAUACGGUCACGCUCCAUAAGGUGCUUUCCCGAUACCUUUCUACGUCCGUUGUCGAAUAUGUGAUGACCCAGGUAUUCGCUGGGAUUAAUCAUCGACUUUCGGAAGAGUACACUAAGAUCGAACUCCCAUCGCAAGAGGCUAAAGACAGACUACUCGCAGACGCACGGUUCUUGCACGACAAGCUUGCUGUGCUCAAGAACGUUGGCGCGCCCACGGCGAUGCUCGAGACCGUGGUCUCGGAGAAGUCGAUCGCACGUAAAGCCGCCGCGCCUGCUCCGGCUCCUCCGCCGUCGACACCCGCUGCACACCGGUUCAAAGGCAUCCUCAACCACAGGAAGGCGAGCGCGCCCGCUCCCCAUGUGGAGAAAGCACUCCCACCGCCCACGCCGGCCGCACACGAGCCAGAGCCGGCGCCUGGCACUCCCUCCUCCACCAUCGUAUCCGGCGAUUCUCGGGAGUCGGACCUCCCGAGCCUCCCGUCCCUGACGUCCACUUCUGCUGAAUCGCAGGUGGCGAACGGGGCGGUGGACGGGGAAAGUCGGACAGAUGUGGAGGACCCGCCACCGCCGCAGACACCACCUAAAGCGGAGAUGUUGUACCCGUCUCUCGCAAGUGUGCUCGCUCCGGAGAAACCACUGCUGGAGAGUUCUGUCCAGAACGGGGACGCUGUGAAUGGUGUUGAUGGCGCUGCACCUCCGGAACUUCAUCCAGUGCAAAGUGAUGUCUGA
Sparassis crispa is the source of this 3513-nucleotide messenger RNA. Its product is annotated as Vps54-domain-containing protein. The record is from RefSeq and is a predicted model, not a curated record. Gene Ontology annotation, biological process: Golgi to vacuole transport; retrograde transport, endosome to Golgi. Gene Ontology annotation, cellular component: GARP complex. The coding region runs from base 1 to 3513 and encodes 1170 amino acids. Gene Ontology annotation, molecular function: syntaxin binding. The transcript is spliced from 11 exons. NCBI's taxonomy places the organism in Eukaryota, Fungi, Basidiomycota, Agaricomycetes, Polyporales, Sparassidaceae.